AUGACAUUUUUAAGGGCUCCUCUACAUAGCAAGCGUCUGGUAGCCAGGAGCUAUCAAGCGUUCCAUGGAAGAGGAACCCCUACCUUAGGUAUUCGCAGAGAAACUAUUAAUGCUUGGGAGAGAAGAGCCCCUCUUGCGCCAGUUCACGUUAAGAAGUUGACGAAAGCUGGAGUGAAUAUUCUCAUUCAACCAAGUAAUCGUAGAGCUUAUCCUAUUCAGGAUUAUGUUGCUGCAGGUGCUACAGUUCGGGAAGAUCUAUCUGAUGCUCAUUUAAUCAUUUCUGUCAAGCAGGUACCAGUGGAUCAACUGAUUCCAAAUAAGGCUUAUGCAUUUUUCUCGCAUACUAUAAAGGCCCAGCAAGAUAAUAUGGAAAUGCUCGACACCAUUCUUCAAAGAAAAAUUCGGUUGAUUGAUUAUGAGAAAAUAGUUGAUAAGCGUGGAAAACGAUUGGUCAUGUUUGGAAAAUGGGCUGGAAAUGCUGGUUUUAUCGAUAUUCUUCACGGACUAGGACUUAGACUUUUGGCUCUAGGCCAUCAUACACCUUUUCUUCACAUGGGGCUGGCACAUAAUUACAGCGACUCCCAUAUGGCUAUCAAUGCCCUACGUGAUAUUGGUUACGAAAUUGCCUUGGACAAAAUGCCAAGAUCAUUGGGACCUUUAGUGUUCGUGUUUACUGGUUCCGGAAACGUCUCCAAGGGAGCGCAAGAUCUAUUCCAGCAUCUACCCCAUGAGUUCGUCGAUGUUGCAACUCUUCCUAAGGUUGCUCAGAAAGGACAAUUGAACAAAGUGUAUGGAUGUGUUGUAACUCGCGCUGAUCACAUGGUACCUAAGAAUGGUGGUGUUUUCAACAAGGAGGAAUUCGAAGCUCACCCGGAAAGAUAUACUUCUAAGUUCGCCACCGAGAUUGCUCCUUACGCAUCAGUCAUCAUCAAUGGAGUUUAUUGGGAUGCUCGUACUCCUCGACUUCUCACGAUUCCUGACGCCAAGAAGUUACUCACUCCAGUUCGCAAAUAUGACACUCCUGGAUGUCCUAGCUUGCCACAUCGUUUAAUUGCACUCUGUGAUAUUUCUGCUGACCCUGGUGGUUCUGUUGAAUUCAUGACUGAUUGUACUACAAUCGAUAAGCCUUUCAUGAUAUAUGAUGCUGACUUUAAUACAAGCUCAGAACGCUUCGAUUUACCUAAUGGAUGUCUAGUAUGCAGUAUUGAUAACAUGCCUGCUCAAAUGCCUAUCGAGGCUACUGAACAGUUUGGAGAUUUGCUGUAUCCCUAUGUCAUGGAUAUGCUCAACUGUGCCGCUGAUAUCCCACUUGAUCGUACUGCUUGUAGAGAUGAAGUAAAAGGAGCUAUUAUAACAAGCGAUGGAGGUCUUACUCAAAACUAUAAGUAUAUUGCUGAACUUAGAAAAGCCAAAGCCUUAGCCUCAACACAUAAGUCUCGUGUGAUGGGUGCCGAUGAGAAAAAGGUACUUUUGCUCGGAGCUGGAAUGGUAAGCGGACCAUUCGCGGACUUCUACUCUAAGCAACAGAAGGUUAGUCUGACUGUGGCUACCGAAUCUCGACAAGACGGUCAAAAACUGCUUGUUGGAGACAAUAUAUCUUCAGUUGUUGUUGAUGUGAAUCGGGAACCCGACGUGCUUGAUAAGCUUAUCAGAGAACAUGACCUCUGUGUGUCCCUUCUGCCAUUCACUUAUCAUCCUAUGAUCGCGAAGCUGUGUAUCAAAAAUAAGAGAAAUAUGGUUACUAGUAGUUAUGUCUCACCAGAACUGCAAGAAUUAGAUCAAGCAGCGAGAGAUGCUGAGGUUACCAUAAUGAAUGAAUCUGGCUUAGACCCAGGAAUUGAUCAUAUGCUAGCUAUGGAAUGCUUUGACUCUAUUCGCGAACAUGGUGGAAGAGUGACUUCAUUUGUGUCCUUCUGUGGGGGGCUACCUGCGCCUGAAUCUUCCGACAACCCAUUGAGGUACAAGUUCAGCUGGAGUCCUAAGGGAGUCUUGACCGCUUUGUUAAACCCUGCCAAAUACCUCCAUAACGGAAAGGUUGUGGAAAUUGAAGCCGGCAAAGUUGUUGACUAUUUGUACCCCAUUGACUUUAUGCCUGGAUUCAAUCUCAUUGGAUACGCCAACAGAGACUCUACUAAAUACGCCGACAUUUAUGGCCUUGGUUCUGAAUGCCAAACUUUACUCAGAGGAACACUCCGUUAUGAAGGAUUUGUUGAAACGGUGAAGGCCUUGGACUCCGUAGGCUUAUUGAGCACUCAACCAUCAGAGGUGUUCAGUUCCAUUCAAGGUCCAGAUCUUACCUGGAAACAACUUAUGGCUUCUCUUUUGAAUCAACGUUUGGAUAUUUUCCCGGAUUCUCUUAAGAACAUUGCCGCUGAACAUGUUGGAAAGAAGAACGUCAUCGGAUUCAAUUCUCUCAAAGAACUUGGAUUGUUCAGUGAAAUUGUCGUUGACAGACAGGGAUGUGCUCUUGAUACUCUUGCUCCUUAUCUUGCUAAGGUACUCGCUUUUGGAGAGAGAGAACGAGAUUUAGUCGUAUUGAAUCAUGAUGUAGGAGUCCAAUUGCAAAGUGGAGAUCGAGAACGUCAUAGAAUUAGUCUCGUAUCGUAUGGUGAAGAGAAUGGCUUCUCAGCUAUGUCUAAAACAGUUGGAUAUACUUGUGCUAUCAUCUCGAAUAUGGUCCUCCAAGGUGAAAUUCAACAACCUGGAGUUCUUCGCCCGAUAGAGAAGGCUGUGUACAGAUCAGCCUUGAAGCGAUUGGAAGAUUUCGGAAUUUAUGCUAAGAAGACUGUGCAGCAACUAUAA
Auanema sp. JU1783 is the source of this 2802-nucleotide messenger RNA. The record is from the annotation of a GenBank genome assembly. Lineage: Eukaryota; Metazoa; Nematoda; Chromadorea; Rhabditida; Rhabditidae.